Molecule: messenger RNA, 1831 nt
Organism: Sinocyclocheilus anshuiensis
Lineage: Eukaryota; Metazoa; Chordata; Actinopteri; Cypriniformes; Cyprinidae
Product: microfibrillar-associated protein 1-like
Exons: 8
Coding region: 112-1440 (442 amino acids)
Source: RefSeq, a predicted model, not a curated record
ACUGGCGUACAAUUUCCGGACGUCCAUGUUAGUGGAUAAAGGAUUUUUACGGGCACUUUCAGCGAUUGUGUUUUUUUUCUAGUGUAAAGGGUCCCGCGUGAAGUGUCCAAAAUGUCAGGAUCAAACGCAUUAAAUGCCAAGCAGCCGCCGAUUCAGUCGACGGCGGGAGCUGUGCCGAUCCGCAAUGAAAAAGGUGAAAUUUCUAUGGAGAAGGUGAAGGUGAAGCGAUAUGUGUCGGGUAAGCGUCCAGACUAUGCCCCGAUGGAGUCCUCGGAUGAAGAAGAGGAGGAUUUCCAGUUUGUUAAGAAGGGUAAAGAGGCUGAGCCAGAGAUGGAAAUUGAAGAGGAGGAAAAAUCUGAUCCUCGUCUUCGACGUCUCAUGAAUCGAGUGACUGAAGAUGUUGAAGAAAAGCUUGCGAGACACAGGCAGAUAGCAGAGCCAGAGCUGAUUGCUCAAAGCAGUGAGGACUCGGAUGAAGGAACGUGGCACCCUGAGCGAGAGGAGAGCAGCGAAGAUGAAGAAGAGGAGGAAGUCGAUGAUGAAGAAAUUGAGAGGAGGAGAGCAAUGAUGCGUCAACGUGCACAAGAGAGGAAGAACGAGGAAAUGGAGAUCUUGGAGGUGGAGGUGGAGGAGGAGGGGGGGAAGUCUGGUGAUGAACCUGAAUCAGAGUCAGAGUACGAGGAAUACACAGACAGCGAGGAUGAAACUGAGCCUCGGUUAAAACCGGUGUUUAUCCGCAAGAAGGACAGAGUGACAGUUGCAGAACGAGAAGCAGAGGAGCAGCAUCAGAAAGAGCUGGAAAUCGAGGCCAAAAAACAGGCUGAAGAGAGGCGCCGCUACACGCUGAAGAUCGUAGAGGAGGAGGCCAAGAAAGAGUAUGAGGAGAACAAACGUACUCUGGCUGCUCUUGAUGCUCUGGACACUGAUGGAGAAAAUGAGGAGGAGGAGUACGAGGCCUGGAAAGUGAGAGAACUGAAGCGUAUUAAGAGGGACAGAGAAGACCGAGAAGCAAUAGAGAAAGAGAAAGCAGAAAUCGAGAGGUUUCGCACUCUUACCGAGGAAGAGCGUAGAGCGGAACUGCGGACAAAUGGAAAACUCGUCACCAACAAAGCAACAAAGGGCAAAUACAAGUUUCUGCAGAAGUACUAUCACAGAGGAGCUUUCUUCAUGGAUGAAGAGCAAGAUGUCUUCAGGAGAGACUUCAGUGCUCCAACUCUCGAGGACCAUUUCAACAAAACAAUCUUACCCAAAGUCAUGCAGGUCAAAAACUUUGGACGUUCCGGACGUACAAAAUACACACAUCUGGUGGAUCAGGACACCACUUCAUUUGAUUCUGCCUGGGCUCAGGAGAGUGCUCAGAACAGCAAGUUCUUCAAGCAGAAGGCAGGGGGCGUGAGAGACGUGUUCGAUCGGCCAACAGUGCACAAGAGGAAGACUUAAUCUUGUUAUUUAUGCUAGAACAGCACAUUCAGCUCAAACAAGGACUCUUUUAACCUUCUUUGCUCCCCUCGCCUUUGUUUUGCUAGUGUUGGAGGAACCUCACAACAAAGAUAUCAAAUCUUUAUUGCAUUUGGAUUGUAUGCAUCUACACAUUUCAUUGAGUGUACAGAAUUCUGAGGCUUUAGGUCCACCGUUUCUAAUGGGAUAAUCUACUUUUUGUUUUACAGCAAUAAAUUACUAUGACACUGAUCGCAUUGGUUCGUUCUGGAAUGCAUUACUAAAAAGAGAGUUGGAGCUUCUAAUAAAUGUAAAGAGGGAAGUGGUACUGGUAAAGACUGUUUAAAAAAGGUUCCUUUAUUACAGAAUAAGUACAGUGAGAAAAGAAAAGGGA